Molecule: messenger RNA, 2352 nt
Organism: Knipowitschia caucasica
Lineage: Eukaryota; Metazoa; Chordata; Actinopteri; Gobiiformes; Gobiidae
Source: the annotation of a GenBank genome assembly
AUGUCCAGCAGAGGAGCCAUGGCGGGACUCAAACGCCACCGCGACGGGAAGAUAGCCGGCCUCUACGAUUUGGACAAGACCUUGGGACGUGGCCAUUUCGCUGUGGUCAAAUUAGCGCGACAUGUGUUUACAGGAGAAAAGGUUGCUGUGAAAGUAAUAGACAAGACCAAGCUUGACCCAGUAGCACGGGGUCACCUUUUCCAGGAAGUCCGCUGCAUGAAGCUGGUUCAACAUCCCAAUGUAGUUCGUCUCUAUGAAGUCAUCGACACGGCAACCAAACUCUACCUCAUUCUGGAGCUGGGCGACGGAGGGGACAUGUACGACUGCAUCAUGAAGCACGAGGGGGGACUUGGCGAAGAGGUGGCUAAAUGUUACUUUGCUCAGAUCGUCCACGCCAUCUCCUACUGUCACAAACUCCACGUGGUGCACCGGGACCUAAAGCCAGAGAACGUGGUCUUCUUUGAAAAACAAGGCGUAGUAAAGCUCACAGACUUUGGCUUCAGUAAUCGAUUUCAGCCAGGCACCACACUCCACACCUCUUGCGGAUCGCUGGCUUACUCCGCGCCAGAAAUUCUACUGGGAGACGAGUACGAUGCCCCUGCUGUCGAUAUCUGGAGUCUGGGGGUAAUCCUUUAUAUGCUGGUUUGCGGUCAACCCCCCUUUCAAGAAACCAACGACAGCGAGACGUUAACAAUGAUCAUGGACUGCAAAUACAACGUUCCGGAACAUGUCACCACAGCCUGCAGAGACCUCAUUGGUCGCAUGCUGCAGAGGGAGCCAACGAAGAGAGCAACCCUAGCACAAAUUGAAAGCCAUGAUUGGUUGAAAGGUGUUGACCCCUCCCCUGCCACUAAGCUGUCCACCCCCCUCGUGUCCCAUCGCAACGUAUCAGAAGAAGAACAUAGUUCCAUUAUUCAACGAAUUGUACUUGGGGGGAUCGCAGACCGCGACAGCGUCACUGAGGCUUUGGAAUCAAAUCAAUACAACCAUAUAACAGCCACGUAUUUCCUUCUGGCGGAGAGGAUGCUCCGAGAGAGGCAGGAGAAGGAGUUGUCCAGUCAAACACGAUCACCCAGCCCCAGUAAAGCUCAGUUCAGACAAUCAUGGCCCACCCGAGUGGAUGUUCACCAGGAUGUUGGUGAUGGGUUAGGAGGGCCAGCCAUCUCACACCCUGGGGGACCGCAGUCCCCAGCGCGAAGUGCAGAGAGCCUUCUCAAAGGACCUAGACCCAAAACCGCUCUACUGGACGUCAGCCAACACUACGACAACAAUGCACCAAUGUCAAACCAGGAACCUAUAAGAGGACCUCGGCCGCUAAACAAACACCAGUCCAUCCCACACCGUCUGGGUCCCUUGGCUGUGGGGGGUCCUUGUAAAACCCGCAGUCCCAGUCUCUUCAGUGUGGAGGAGGAUGAGGAGGAAGAAGGAGGUGAAGGAAAAUGUCUGCCACCGGCUUCAUUUCCAACUCAAGUUGUGCUUCGCUGUAAAUCCUCCUCCUCUGCUAAUCGCCUGACUUCCAGAUUGAGUGCACCUGUACUCAACCAGAUUCAUGAAGAGGAAAAGGAGGAAGAAGGUGAUGAGGACAGUAAAGAGCUGCUUGGACUUGGGCCACCUAAACCUAGCUUGAGCCUUAACUUAAGCUCCCGGAUACCGUCGGCCUCGCAAAUGAUGCUAUCACCUAAAAGUGUUGUUUCAGUGAGUCCCGGCUCAGAUACAAGUGAUGACGACUCAGGAGGCCUCCACAAACAGACAACACGAGACAAUUUAGGUGUUACAAAUGUGAGGACAGCAGAUCGGGAAAGAAGGGAGACCAGCCAAAGCAGUCCUUGUAGUCCUGGAUCAGGGCUGGGGCAGAAUAAAGUGAAAGCAGCGAGUGGUCUGGUGGAGAGCCUGAAACUGAUGAGCCUUUGCCUCAGCUCCCAGUUCCAUAAUCUGGCGGGAGGAGGUGGAGGAGGAGGAGGAGCCGGCACAGGCACCGGCACAGGCACAGGCACAGGGGGUGUCAGCAGUGACUCUCAGGACCGACCUGUAUGGAGAAUGUGCAUGGGUGGCUCCACUGGCAGUCUGGAUAAGGUUUCACUCCUGGGGGGUCCUUCACCAAGGGGGAACCCUUGUCACCCGCACCAGCGCACGAUGGGUGACAACUUUGCAGACCCACUGCUUGAUGGCCAGUGCUCCGGGACACUGAGGUUGGGAGAGCUGGAUUUAGCUAGAGAAAACCACAGGAACAUUAAAAAUCGUGUGCUUCAGAUGCCCCUCAGUGACAAGACAUUAUCUGUCAAUAUCCACCACAGCCCUAAAGAGGGUCUGCUGUGCACCCCCACCCCUCACAGCUGCUGUCAAGUCAUCUAG